UGCUGCACUUCUCAGCCCCCUAAGGAAAGCGCUGUGUGUCAAAGAGAGGGUAGCACUUGAUCUCCUUGUUGGCCUUCAGCUUCAGAACCAGAAGCAAUGGCGUCUGCUACUCUCCUCAAGUCAUCUUUCCUUCCCAAGAAGGCCGAAUGGGGCGCCACGCGCCAGGCUGCCGCUCCCAAGCCGGUGACCGUCUCCAUGGUUGUCCGCGCCAGCGCGUACGCCGAUGAGCUUGUCCAAACCGCGAAAACCGUUGCGUCACCAGGAAGGGGUAUCCUUGCCAUGGAUGAGUCAAAUGCUACCUGCGGCAAGAGGCUCGCCUCAAUUGGCCUUGAGAACACCGAGGCCAACCGCCAGGCUUACAGGACCCUCCUUGUCACUGCCCCAGGCCUGGGACAGUACAUCUCUGGUGCUAUCCUCUUUGAGGAGACUCUUUACCAGUCAACUGUAGAUGGCAAGAAGAUUGUUGACAUCCUUGUUGAGCAGGGAAUCGUGCCAGGGAUCAAGGUCGACAAGGGUCUUGUGCCACUUACUGGCUCCAACAACGAGUCAUGGUGCCAAGGUCUUGAUGGCCUCGCCUCACGUGAAGCAGCCUACUACCAGCAAGGCGCCCGCUUUGCCAAGUGGCGCACUGUUGUCAGCAUCCCCAACGGCCCAUCUGAACUUGCCGUGAAGGAAGCUGCCUGGGGUCUUGCUCGUUAUGCCGCCAUUUCUCAGGACAACGGUCUGGUGCCAAUUGUUGAGCCUGAGAUCCUUCUUGAUGGUGAGCACGGCAUCGACAGGACCUUCGAGGUCGCGCAGAAAGUGUGGGCGGAGACGUUCUACUACAUGGCCCAGAACAAUGUCCUGUUUGAGGGCAUCCUCCUCAAGCCCAGCAUGGUUACCCCUGGUGCUGAGUGCAAGGACAGGGCCACCCCUGAUCAAGUGGCUGACUACACCCUCAAGCUCCUUCACAGAAGGAUCCCUCCUGCUGUCCCUGGCAUCAUGUUCCUGUCUGGUGGGCAGUCUGAGGUGGAGGCGACCCAGAACCUGAACGCCAUGAACCAGGGCGCCAACCCGUGGCAUGUGUCUUUCUCCUACGCCAGGGCGCUGCAGAACACCUGCCUCAAGACGUGGGGCGGCCGGCCCGAGAACGUGAAGGCGGCGCAGGACGCGCUGCUGCUGCGCGCCAAGGCCAACUCCCUGGCGCAGCUCGGCAAGUACACCAGCGACGGCGAGGCCGCCGAGGCCAAGGAGGGCAUGUUCGUCAAGAACUACAGUUACUAAGAUACUCGCUGCUAGCAACCUUGAGGAGGGCACCGUAGGCAGUGUGCCAUUACAGGUUCAGAAGAUGGAAAACAAAAAUGCAUACACUGCGUUCUUACUACCUUAAGUGAAAACUUGAAAUGGUUACUGUAUUCACAUGAUUUCUAGAGCACUGUGACCUGGUUCACCUCUGUAUUUUACCGACGAACUUGAGUAGACGAAUGUUUAUGUGGCCUGUGGAUUUGUUUACUGCAAAGUUUUGAAUAUUAAUAUGUACGCAAUUUGGACA
Molecule: messenger RNA, 1531 nt
Organism: Phragmites australis (common reed)
Lineage: Eukaryota; Viridiplantae; Streptophyta; Magnoliopsida; Poales; Poaceae
Product: fructose-bisphosphate aldolase, chloroplastic
Exons: 6
Coding region: 97-1263 (388 amino acids)
Biological process (GO): glycolytic process; fructose 1,6-bisphosphate metabolic process
Cellular component (GO): cytosol
Molecular function (GO): fructose-bisphosphate aldolase activity
Source: RefSeq, a predicted model, not a curated record